AUGUCAUUCUCCUUCUCUAGCCUGCUCGUCCCGCGGACAGGCGCUGCGUCAUUGAGGUGCGCGAACUACGCGCGGCGGAAAGCUUUUGAGGCGUGGCGAUGGUCGUCGUCCUCAUCAGGUUCUGCAGAGUCUGGUAAUGAUCGGGCUGGCAGUAGCACGAAGCCUGAAAAGCCGGCGCAGAAGCCAAAAUCCACGGAUGACGCGCCCCCCAUUCCCCUGUUGCAGCGUCCGCUUGGUCUCAGGCAGCCACCGAUCGCUGCUGAGCGGACCUGGUCAACUACGCGCGAGGAGCUGAUGGAUCAAGAUGUCCGCAUGGCCCAGCGGGAGCAGCUGAUUAAGGAAGUGGGAAAGGGAUAUUUCACGGACUUGAACGCGACGCGGCAUCAUGGUGGCAAGACAUGGAUAGCUCCGAAUGUUAACAUUCGUGAAGACAAAGCACUCUAUUUCCCGAAUAUGAUGGGUACAACGCUGGAUGGCAAGAAAAAGCAGCACACGACGAGCAUAUGCCGAGGCAACAUCUCUGUCGUAUCCAUGCUCAACUCUCGUAUGUCCGAGAUCCACGUCAAAGGCUUCACCGAACCCACCAACGCCCGCUUCCUCUCCAACCCCCUCUACAAAUACGUGCAAGUGAACCUGCAAGAAAACCUGCUCAAGUCGUUCCUCGUCUCGCUCUUCCUCUCGUCCAUCGCAAAGGCGACGCCGGCGGAGCUGCACCCGACGUACAUGGUCUCGAGCCAGAACAUGGACUUUGUGCGCGAGCCGCUGGGGAUGGUGAACCGGCACGUCGGGUACGUGUAUCUGCUCGACGAGAACCUGCGGGUGCGCUGGGCGGGCUGUGCGGACGCCAAGGCGGAGGAGACGGCGGCGCUGGAGAAGUGUGUGGGUGUGUUGCUGGCGCGGUUGGAGCAGAGUAAGAAGGGGAAGGCGAAGAAGUCGUAGUGCUUCUGCUUUCAGUGAUCUCUAGACAUUAUUUGCAGCUAAUCUAGCACAGUCCUACUUGGUUAUAGAACCGCC
Messenger RNA from Coniophora puteana RWD-64-598 SS2, 1014 nucleotides. RefSeq lists its product as uncharacterized. Gene Ontology annotation, biological process: mitochondrial proton-transporting ATP synthase complex assembly. The transcript has 4 exons. The coding region runs from base 1 to 939 and encodes 312 amino acids. The record is from RefSeq and is a predicted model, not a curated record. NCBI's taxonomy places the organism in Eukaryota, Fungi, Basidiomycota, Agaricomycetes, Boletales, Coniophoraceae. Gene Ontology annotation, cellular component: mitochondrial inner membrane.